CGUCUUACCAAGCAAUCAACAUCUUAAGAAAGAUUCGUCCUCAGUUCAUCAGCAUGCAGGUUUUCGCUGUCGUCGCCCUUUUCGUUACAUUGGCUGCUGCCCAAUACCACAAUGAUGGUUUCGGUCAUGGUAAAGUUGGAGUGAUUGGUGGUCAUAGUAUCGGUCAUGGACUUGGUCAUGGACUUGCUGGAAAUGGUUUCGGUCAUGGAAUCUAUGAUAAUGGUCUUAAACACGGUCUUAACCAAGGAAUCGUCGGAGAUCAUCUUGGACACGGAAUCGCACACUCCGAUGCCGGUCAUGGUUACGGUUACGGAAACGGUCUCAUCGGAGCUGGUAAAGUCGGAAUUAUUGGAAACGGUAUCGGUCAUGGAGCCGGACACGGUUAUGGUCAUGGUCUUAUCGGAGCUGGUAAAGCCGUUGGUGGUGUUCUUGGUCAUGGUAUUGGACACGGACUCGCUGGUGUUGGUAAAGUUGGAAUCGUCGGACAUGGUUUGAUCGGAGCUGGACACGGUUUAGGACAUGGUUUGGUCGGAGCUGGACACGGUUUCGGACACGGUCUCGUUGGCGCUGGAAAAGUUGUUGGUGGAGUCCUCGGCCAUGGUUUAGUUGGGGCCGCCCGAGUCGGAGUUGUCGCUGGUCCUUACUAUGGUGAUUACAACGGAUACAACAACGGUCCUUCUUACAACAAAGGAUACAACGGUCCUUCUUACAACAAAGGAUACAAUGGUCCUUCUUACAACAAAGGAUACAACGGUCCUUCCUACAACAAAGGAUACAACGGUCCUUCCUACAACAAAGGAUACAACGGUCCUUCUUACAACAAACGAUACAACAACAAAGGUUACGAUUACGGUUAUCCUUCUUACAACAGCUACGACAACAGCUACAAACCAUACUACAACAACAACUACAAUGGAUACAAGCAACCAUCCUACAAGAAGAACCAAUACUACUAUUAAGGAUGUGGUUUAUUUCUUGCUGUUUGUGGUUGUGACCAUUGCAAACGAUGCAAACUUUUUUCACCUUUGACAGUUUAUAUCUUAUAGCUUUACGGAUGAUGUACACGAUAACAAUUGUGACGUUUCAAUAUCUAUAUGCUCGCUUUAUCAACAUCUUCAUAUUUGUUAAUGUCUUGAAAAUGACUUCAACAGGAGAGUUUUAACAGGUGUCUGGAAGGGUAAGCAUACUCUGCCUCUAGCGACACCAAGUACUGAUUUUAGUUUUCCUUCCGUUCUCGAAUCGAUUCUUUUUCACUCCUGAAAUUCUACUAAAUCACAAUAUUCUGUUUUUAUUUGCUAAAUUAAUUUCAUGGUUUUAAAAUUUACUUCUUUUUCCGAAAACUUUGAAAAUUAUAUCUUUUUUCGUCCUUUAUAGUGUUAAUACAACAAGGUUUUCAAAUCUCGUGCUACCAUGCUGUCAUAUUUUAAAAGAUGUGUAUUAUUACUAAUAUGUGUCUUGAUUUUUAUAUAUUUUAUAUGAUUUGAUAAAUAAAAGUGUAUUUUGGGA
This is a messenger RNA of Lottia gigantea (owl limpet), 1506 nucleotides long. RefSeq lists its product as hypothetical. Lineage: Eukaryota; Metazoa; Mollusca; Gastropoda; Lottiidae. The transcript has 3 exons. Bases 54 to 959 code for a protein of 301 amino acids. The record is from RefSeq and is a predicted model, not a curated record.